Molecule: messenger RNA, 1621 nt
Organism: Rhododendron vialii
Lineage: Eukaryota; Viridiplantae; Streptophyta; Magnoliopsida; Ericales; Ericaceae
Product: protein NDL2-like
Exons: 11
Coding region: 281-1324 (347 amino acids)
Source: RefSeq, a predicted model, not a curated record
UCGGUGGCCUUGUGGGGUCUUUAUACUCUUAACCGCGAGUUAACUUAGAGAGAGACAGGGACACAGAAACAAACAGAUCACUAUAUAGAGCGAGAGACCGAUAUAUGUUCCCUGUACCUAUAUGUCUCCACAUCUAUAGAGAGAGAAGAGAGAAGAGAGAGAGAGAGAGAGGCGUGGAUUCGUAUUUAAUUCAAUGGGAGCCAAAUCCAAUGCUUCUCAGGUGGUAGCGAGUUUUUAGGAGCGAGAAAGCGAGUUUUUAAGGGGGAGAGAGAGAGAGGUUAUGGCGGAUUCAAGCGAUUCUGUUUCCAUUGAUGUGGAAGCAAUCUCUCUUGGCCGAAAGGAGUACCUCGUAAAAACUGGCUGUGGUCUCGUAUCUGUUCUUGUCUGUGGAGAUCCGGAUAAGCCAGCUCUUGUUACUUAUCCAGAUUUAGCAUUGAAUCAUAUGUCCUGCUUUCAAGGGUUAUUCUUUUGUCCAGAAGCAUUUUCCUUGCUGCUCCACAACUUCUGCAUCUACCAUAUAAGUCCUCCUGGGCAUGAGUUGGGUGCGGCUAUACUUAAUCCUGAUGACCCGGUGCUAUCCGCGGAAGACUUAGCAGAUCAGAUUGCAGAGGUUCUCGACUAUUUUGGACUCGGUGCAGUGAUGUGUAUGGGGGUGACUGCUGGAGCUUACAUCUUAACUUUAUUUGCGAUGAAAUAUACACAACGUACUCUUGGUCUGAUACUCAUCUCUCCUCUAUGCAAAGCACCAUCAUGGACAGAAUGGCUGUACAAUAAGGUGAUGUCAAAUUUAAUUUACUUCUAUGGCAUGUGUAGUUUGGUGAAGGAUUUAUUGCUGAUGCGGUACUUCAGCAAGGAAGUUCGUGGUAGUUUGCAAGUACCAGAAUCAGAUAUAGUUCAAGCAUGCAGAAGACUACUGGAUGAAAGGCAGGGUCCAAAUGUUUUGCAGUUUCUUGAAGCUAUUAAUGGGAGACCGGACAUUACUGAAGGACUCAAGAGACUAAAGUGCCGGUCUCUAAUUAUUGUUGGGGAGAACUCUCCUUUCCAUUCAGAGGCUCUACACAUGACUUCAAAGCUAGAUAGAAGAUUCAGUGCGUUAGUUGAGGUUCAGGCAUGUGGAUCAAUAGUGACGGAGGAGCAGCCCCAUGCCAUGUUGAUACCAUUGGAAUACUUCCUCAUGGGAUUUGGCUUCUACCGGCCCUCUCAGUUCAACGUCAGCCCAAGAAGCCCAUUGAGCCCGACAUCCAUUUCGCCGGAGCUUUUCUCACCAGAGAGCAUGGGCUUGAAGUUAAAACCGAUAAAAACGCGAAUGUCGGUUCAGGUUUGAAAGAAGAUCUUAAAGGUAGGAUCAAGAAUUUUGUAAUCUAUGUUUCAAGAAACAUUAAAUGUAUUUUGCUUGAUUGGAUGGGCAUUGUAAAGAAGGAAAUUGCUGGAGGAUUUGUAGAUAAUAAGAGAGCGGUAAAAAGGAAAUGUGUAGAAGGAGAGAUGGAAAUUCUUUCAUUUGUACAUCAUGAAUGUUAGUUGGGGGCCGAAGUUAUUUGUACAUCCUCGAAAUAAAUCACUAUUUAUGUUGGCAAAAGAACGAUAUUAAUAAGAUUUGAGGCUAUGGUUUAUCUGUUGGUUA